GCAGGGCCGAGCCUCCGGUUGCCGCUGGUGCUCCGGUGUCGGAGGGCGUAAAGCCGCAUUCGGGCUCCAGACGAGGCGGUAGUUUCAGGCUCUCCUGCGGCACCCGUGUCGUUCGGUACCAAGCAAGUAUGGCUGCUAAGAAGCUGAGAAGAGCAAAGUUGUCUCAGGAGCUGUGUGAAAGACUAAGCCGCUAUCAGAUCACUACCUGCCAGGACUUCUUAUGUCUUUCUCUCUUGGAGCUAAUGAAAGUGACAGGACAGAGCUACAGAAAUGUGCAGAAGCUUCUUCGGAAAGUCAGCCUAGCUUGUGCUCCCAAAAUGCAGACCGCUUAUGAAAUGAAGAUGAGGAGGUCUGUUGAUCCCUCUGCAGCCUUUUUACCCACCUCACUGCAUAGUCUGGAUAAAGUCUUGCAUGGUGGAAUACCCUGUGGAUCCCUCACAGAGUUAACAAGCCCACCAGGUUGUGGCAAAACUCAGUUUUGUAUUACAAUGAGUGUUCUGGCUACGCUGCCUGUAAGCAUGGGAGGACUAGAUGGGGCUGUUAUAUACAUUGACACAGAGUCUGCAUUCAGUGCUGAAAGGUUGAUAGAGAUAGCAGGAAACAGAUUCCCUACUUAUUUUGACUCGGAUGAAAAGCUAUUUUGCAUGACCCGUAGCGUUCAUCUGUAUCGAGAGCUGACCUGUGACAGUGUACUGAAGAGAAUUAGGUCUUUAGAAGAAGAAAUUAUUUCAAAGAAGAUUAAACUCAUUAUAAUUGACUCUGUAGCUUCAGUUGUCAGAAAGGAAUUUGACACAAAACUCCAAGGCAAUCUGGCAGAGAGAAGUAACUUUUUGGCUAGAGGAGCAUCACUGUUGAAGUAUUUGGCAGAGGAGUUCUCAAUACCAGUUAUCUUGACGAAUCAGAUUACCACAUCGUUGAGCAAUGGCCUUGCAAUCCCAGCAGACCUAGUGUCUCCAGCUUACGAUUUGUCCCUGUCUGAAGUUUCAGGAGCUUCUGGAAGUGGGAAGAGGGAAUCUGCUUGUGUGACAGCAGCCCUUGGUAACACAUGGAGUCACAGUGUCAACACCAGGCUCAUCCUGCAAUAUCACGACUUGCUGACAAGGCAGAUCCUGGUUGCAAAAUCCCCUGUUGCUCCAUUUUCCACAUUUUUCUACACCAUUGAGAAAUCAGGCUUGGUUCUUCAAGAUGGAAAGAAUCUUUCAAAUUUACCUUGGGAUGGAACCAAUCCUGCCCUGCAAACCAUACAAGUGAGAAACACUGCCUUGAGAAAUGCUUUACUCAACAUCACUGAUGAGACUCCUGGCGAUACACCCAGUCUAUAGAAAGGUCAAAUGCAAUCUUCACUGAUAAAUGAAUGAACAACCCUGGUUUUUAAAAAUCCAGUGAAGCAGAUAGUUAGGCAUUCUUCUUUUGCCUGUUUAGAGACUAACAUAAAAAACAAGUGCUGUUCUCUCUACAUGUGGGCCAUAUUAAACCUUUGGAAUUAUGAAUUUUUUGAAUAUUGUUCAGGUUAAAUUAAAUUACAUAGUAAUAAAACUCUAUGAACAACA
Messenger RNA from Meleagris gallopavo (turkey), 1550 nucleotides. RefSeq names its product RAD51 paralog B (gene RAD51B). The record is from RefSeq and is a predicted model, not a curated record. Gene Ontology annotation, cellular component: replication fork; Rad51B-Rad51C-Rad51D-XRCC2 complex. NCBI's taxonomy places the organism in Eukaryota, Metazoa, Chordata, Aves, Galliformes, Phasianidae. Gene Ontology annotation, molecular function: ATP hydrolysis activity; ATP-dependent DNA damage sensor activity; double-stranded DNA binding. Gene Ontology annotation, biological process: double-strand break repair via homologous recombination.